AUGCUGGUUGCGUGUGGCAUGCAGCGGUAUCACCAGGAAGCGCUUAAGAAGAACCGGGUGGCGCUGGCAAAGCAGCUGGUUUUAAAAGAGCUGCUGGAGCAUAUGAUCGAGAAAGACAUCGUCACCACGGAGAUGGUGGAAAUGAUCCAGGCCAAGUCUGGGAGCUUCAGCCAAAAUGUGGAAUUCCUCAAUUUGCUGCCCAAGAGAGGCCCUGAUGCCUUCUCAGCCUUCUGUGAAGCUCUGCGAGAGACCAAACAGCAGCAUCUGGAGGCAAUGAUCUUGAAGACAACAUCCAACCUGAGCCAUGGGAUUGCAAGGAUUGAACGCUGUUAUGAAUCAAGUCUUCCAUUCCCUGCCAGUGAGUCAUGCAAUUCAAAGAGACCACGCUGGAUUGAACCAAUGGAACAUUCCUUGGAUAAUGGAGAUGGUCCCCCAGUUGCUCUGGUGAAGUACUGCACUCCUGAAUUUUAUCGUGAUCAUCAGCACUUGGCAUAUAAACUGAUAUCAGAGCCCCGAGGCUUAGCACUUAUUCUCAGCAACGUCCAUUUCAAUAGCAAGAAGGACUUGGAGUAUCGUGCAGGAGGAGAUGUGGACUGUUCUUCCCUGGAGAUGCUUUUUAAACAUCUUGGGUAUCAAGUGACUGUCUUUCAUGAUCAAACUGCACAGGAGAUGCAGAAUGCACUGGAGAGAUUCUCUAAGCUGCCAGAUCAUCGGGAUGUGGAUUCUUGUGUUGUAGCUUUACUUUCCCACGGUGUGGAGGGUGGGGUUUAUGGCACUGAUGGCAAACUACUAGAGUUGCAGGAGGCUUUCCGGCUCUUUGAUAAUGCAAACUGUCCAGAUCUCCAGAAUAAGCCCAAAAUGUUUUUUAUUCAGGCCUGCCGGGGAGAUGAAACAGACCGGGGAGUGGAUCAAAGAGAUGGGAAAGAAUGGUCAGAUUGCCCAGGCUGUGAGGAAAGUGAUGCAAACAAAGAAGAAAAUCUCAAGCUGCGUCUGCCUACGUGCUCUGAUAUGAUCUGUGGAUAUGCUUGUCUGAAAGGCACUGCAGCCAUGCGAAACACUAAGCGUGGAUCCUGGUAUGUUGAGGCUCUCACCUCGGUGUUUGCAGAGAACUCCCGAGACACCCAUGUGGCUGACAUGUUAGUGAAGGUGAACAGACAAAUCAAACAACGAGAAGGUUAUGCCCCAGGCACAGAAUUUCACCGCUGCAAGGAAAUGUCGGAAUAUUGCAGCACGCUCUGUCGGGAUCUUUACCUGUUUCCUGGCUACCUGCCGGGAAAAUAA
This is a messenger RNA of Mesitornis unicolor (brown roatelo), 1281 nucleotides long. It is a transcript of the gene CASP2, whose product is annotated as caspase 2, apoptosis-related cysteine peptidase. Gene Ontology annotation, biological process: proteolysis; regulation of apoptotic process. The transcript is spliced from 10 exons. Bases 1 to 1281 code for a protein of 426 amino acids. Lineage: Eukaryota; Metazoa; Chordata; Aves; Mesitornithiformes; Mesitornithidae. The record is from RefSeq and is a predicted model, not a curated record.